Messenger RNA from Schistosoma rodhaini, 2364 nucleotides. The record is from the annotation of a GenBank genome assembly. Lineage: Eukaryota; Metazoa; Platyhelminthes; Trematoda; Strigeidida; Schistosomatidae.
AUGUCUAUUCAAAAAUCAUUUAUUCAAUUUACAGAACAUAAACAUAAUGAUACAAUGAAUCCAUUACAAUUUUAUUCAUAUUUUACACCAUUUAAUCAAACAAACAUUAAUUUAUGGAAUAAUAAUAAUCAUUUACAAUUAAUAACAACAACAACAUAUGAUCUAUUUAAUUCUAUUGAACAUUUAAAAAAUGAAGAAAAUUUAUGUAAUAAUAGUACAAAUUUGGAUAAUAUUACAAAAACAAUUGAAGAAACAAAUCAAUUAUCCAUGAGAAUACCUUAUUUGUUUCCAGUUGGUUGGGUUCCACCACCGCCACACAUUCUGUUAGCUUAUUUACAAGCAAACAAACUACUUCGACAACAACAAGGACAAUCCCACCAUCAUCAUUACCACGAACAUGAAACACAACAGCGGUCACAAUGUUAUGCGGGACAAUUACAAUCGAUACCAACUAACCAUUACAUCACGAAUCAAGCAAUACCAAACAAUACACAAGAAUCAUCAAUCUCCAGUGAACUAGUAAAAACACCGUUUAGAAAUUCUCUUGAUUAUUUUAGUACAGAUCAAAUAUUGAACAAUGAUCAUGUACAAAGUUAUGAAUAUUUAAGAAAUUCAGAAAUUUUGAAUAACAGAAAAAAUAAUCAGCUCUUAAAUAGUGAACAACAAAUUAUAACAAUUCAGCAAGAUGUUGUUCAGCUGGUAGAUGAUCAUAAAUCUUUGUUAACUAUGGAUGAUUUAAAAAAUCAUUCAAACAAAUGUGAACCAACUGUUUUACAAAUUAUUAAACAAACUAAAAAAGAACAGUAUCAAGUGAUUUGCUCAAAACCAAUUUUAUCUGGAACUUUAUUGGGACCAUUCUCUAUGAAUGAAUGCUUUAAAAUGAUUGAAACAGUUAAUCAACCAUGUGUACACAAAAGUGCGAAAUUACUUUCUAUAAGUGAUAUGCAGACAGUUGUAGAUAAUUCGAUUCUUAAUACUUUACAAAAUACAACUAUGUUAUGGAUGACAUUGGUUCGUGAUGUUUCAACUCAAACAGAACAAAAUAUUAUCGUCAAUACUAAUUUAACCCAAUCGAACAUUAUGAUUAUAUCUGUAAUGGAUAAUUUAAAAACUACCAAUAAUACUAAUAAUGAUGUUUUAUUGGGUAAUGAUUCUCAGCUCAUGAAUACAUUCAAUAAAUAUAAUGGACAAAGAUUAUUUUAUUUUAAAACUCAAAGAUAUAUUCAUACUGGUGAAGAACUUUUAUUAAAUGAAAAGAACCCAUUACAUGAUAUGUUUCUGCUUAUCAAUGCAAAUAUAAAACUAUCUAAUUCUUCUACCAAUCCAAAGUCUAGAAAACUGUAUACAAAACAUGAUUCUCAAGUAUCAAAUCCUUAUUCCCAAUACCCUAAUAUUGGUCAGAGCAUAGUAGAUUUAAACAAAAUAGACGCAAAUAAUUUAAAUAUAAAAAAAUAUAUGAAUAAUUCAACUAUACCUGACUUGAUAUUUCAACAACAAAAAACCAAAAAUUCAAAUUUGAAUACAUCGCUAGGCAAUCCAUUGGAUAAAUCAUGGAAUGAUAAAGAUAAUUUGUCGAAAUUAUCUGGAAAACGAUAUCAUAAGAAAACGAAUAUAUCGCCCAGUGAAGAAUCAAUGAAAUCUGCCUUUUCCUAUGUUUCAUCACCUAAAAUAUCCAACGAUUACACUUUAAUCUCAUCUCAUUCAAACUAUCUUAAAAAUCAUGCUACAGAAUAUUCAAAUGAUAAUCAGCAAUUAAAACAAAUGAUGAAUGGUGUUCAAGGACAACUGGAACCUGCUCAUAUGAUUGAAACAAGUCCAGCUCAUGAAGGUUAUACUUGUGAUCGUUGUGGAAAAAUGUUUGCUUAUCAAUAUUAUCGGGAUAAACAUUUGAAAUAUACAAGAUGUAUGGAUCAAGGUGAUAGAAAGUAUCCAUGUAAACUUUGUUCUAGGUCAUUUGAAAAACGUGAUCGACUAAGAAUACAUGUAUUACAUGUUCAUGAAAAACAUCGACCACAUAAAUGUCAUUUAUGUGGAAAGAAUUUUAGUCAAUCAUCAAGCCUAAAUAAACAUUUACGUGUACAUAGUGGUGAACGUCCUUAUAAAUGUUGUUAUUGUAAUAAAGCAUUUACAGCCAGUAGUAUUCUGCGUACUCAUAUUCGACAACAUUCAGGAGAGAAGCCUUUUAAAUGUAAAUUUUGUUGGAAACCGUUCGCUUCACAUGCAGCUCACGACAGUCAUGUACGGAGAACUCAUUCGUCAGAGAGUAAACUAAUGAAUGCAAAUCAGACUCCUCAAGUAAAUAACAUCUCGACAUCAUCAAUUGCUGAUUCAAAUAUACACUGGAAUGAAAUUUUAAAUCUGUAA